GCAUAAACAAGAUUCGACUUCGAAAUGUAUAAUUGUGCCACUGAAAUGUGCUGCGAAAACAACGUCUAGUUGAAGAGGAUUUUCAGACAGUAGUCUUGUUUGCAUUAUAGGUACUUCUAUUUUUUGACACCACCCGUACUGUAAAACGAAGAUUGAUCAUUGUGCCUCCACUUUGAUGACUACUUUCAUGACUUUGACCUGUCCAUCUUCAGGGGAAUCAAAAGAAGAUGGCAGCCGUGUCUCAUGGGCUUCAUGGGCUUCCUAGAAGUUGCAAAGUAGACCUGGUGAAGGAAGACGAGGUGGUGUGGUGAUAGCAAAAGUAGUGACCGCAACAAAAAUCGCGUCGCAUCGGGGGGAAGCAGCAAGUACUUUGCAUAAAGGGGUAGUAGAGACGAGCAGAAGGACAACGAAAAGAACAAAGGAUUGGUGUACUUCUCAGCCAGGAAUUGGUGUGGAGGUCAUUCACCGCAUCGUGAUAGACCGUUCAGGGCCAAGACUCUGAAAGAAGAUUGCUCAGGUUACAAGGGACACACUACUUCUUUCCUGCUUCGAAGAGAACAAAUACCUCUUCUUCUGGAGGACAAGGCAAUAACCUUAACUACUUCUUUCCAGCAGCAUCGAAGAGAAAUACUUCAUAUACUUCUCGUCCCCUCUUCUUAGAAGGAUCAUCCUCUAGCGAUGAAGAAGAAACCAAAUCAGCGGAAGUACCGAAAGAAGGAACGUGCGCAGGCCCCAGCGCGUCGCAAAGAUGCCCCGCUUGAGGGUGAAACUGGAGAUGAAGAUGGUAGACAAAUAAGUACGAGAUCAUUAUGUUGUAGGAGAACAAGAGAGCAGUUAAGACAAAUACAAGAUCAUUAUAUUGUAGUAGAACAGGAAAAAAUAAUUACCUAAGCAAUUUAAGAAGAAUACAAAUUUGUGUUGGAGAGGUACAAAUCAUUUUCGAUUUUCUUGUGGAACCAAAAAAGAUGGUAAAAAUGUAGAUUAGAACUGUGAAACUGCUAAAAACAACAGGUGGUAGUUAAGACUGACUGUCGUCUAGAUCGUGCACCACAUACAAGAGGAUCAUUAUGUUGUACUACUUCCACUGGUGGUUACGAGGGCCUUAAACGAAUAUUCCAAUUUUGAAGUGAACUGAAACUCCACUUUUUGAUCAAAGCUGAUGUCUCAAAGUGAAUAUUUCUAUCCUUAAGAACUCAAUUGAAGAUGAUCAUCAUAUUUAAAUCCAACUGAUUAAAUACUUAGGAGCGGAAUCGGAGGCGGUGGAGGAAGCCCCAAGGGGGAUGAGGGAGGCGGAGACGUCAGAAGACGAAGACGGCGAUGCGGAGGAGAACGAAAAUGCAGAUGCUGUUAUGAAUCAAUGAAAAUUUUGCUAUUUUUGACCCUCUUAUGCUAAGUUAUUCAAGGUGGAGUAGAACGAAGGGCGGGGAUGUAACUAGGUGCACCACUGGAAGGUAGAUGCGAUCCUCUUAUAGGUGCUAUGCUAUUCAAGGUGGAGUAGGUGAUAUGUUACUCAAUAUGGAUCCUCUUAAUGCUGGUGCUAUCUUAUUCACAGUGAAGAAGGAGAGUAUUGCUAGAAUAAAUUUCAUCUGGUAAGCUCUGCACUUAAGCGCGAAAACUGCUAAAAAAACACUUAAGGGGACGCUACUUAAGUGUGGUGUCCUUUCAGUGCCUCAGCAAUUCUCGCUUAAGUAGUGGCGGGGGCACUUAAGCGGCACCGCUUAAGCAAGGGGUCCCUUAGGUGCUUCGCUAAGCGUUGCUUAAGUGGUGACCGAGGCAUUUAAGGGGCAGCGCUUAAGCGAAGGGUCCCUUAUAAGUGCCUCAGUAGUUCUUGCUUAAGUAGUGACCAACGCAGCACUUACCGGACACUGCAUCUGUCGCUUAAUUCGUGACAACUGCAAGAACGGAAGGAUGGAGGCUAAUCUCUACGUCUCUAAGUCUGAUGAAAAUGAGAGCGGUGAAAAUGGAGAUACUCCGGAGACCGAUGACGAAGGCACAGACGGCUACCGAAAGGGCGGUUAUCACCAGGUUAAGGUGGGAGAGAUCUACAAUGGGAAGUACAAGGUAUUCAACUUUUUUUCGUUCUUGGCGAUUUUUUGACUUUGUGAUAAGUGAACAGGCCAACGCCUAAACCACUAAGCCAACUGCAAGGAAUUUAAUCGAGGAUGUAGUGAUAGUGUGGAAACCUCCCCUAACGCAAUUGUGAUUUAUGACGAAGGAAAACGAACAACAAGAAGUCGAAGUCUCUACUUACCGAGAACACUUAGCUGUAGUUGCUAAAAAGAUCAUCCCGACGAAUGUGAUAACUAUUCGGUAGUUCUACCUCCAGUUCCGUCACCCAAUAGGAAUAUCAAUAUCUUCGUUGACAACACCUUCACCUACAUUCAUUCCUUUACUUUUCCUAGUUAGUUUGGCUCCACCCAUAUAUAGGUGAUCGCCAAGUUAGGAUGGGGGCAUUUCAGUACUGUGUGGCUCGUGCAGGAUUCGGAGAUCCAAAGUUUCUUAGCCAUGAAAGUCCAAAAGAGUGCGGCUCAUUAUACGGAAGCAGCGUUCGACGAGAUAGAACUACUUGCGGAUGCAGCAAAACACGCAUCAGACAAAGGAUGGGGACACUCGUAUUUUUUAUGUUUGCUGUUUAGUGGUUCUUGAUGCAGCUCUUCAUAAAAACUGGUUACGGCUACACCCUUAAGACAACUGACAUUGUAGCGUAGUUUCGAGAAGAAAUCCUGAACAAUCAGUGCUGCGCAAAUCGUUCUUUAGCGCUAAUAUCUCCUAUGUGUAGUCAACUUCUCUUCCCAACGGCAUGCAGUCAAUAUCAGACUGCUUGCUUUUAGUUUUUUCCUCUGCCUCUUCCCAACAGCAUGCAGUCCAUAGCGGAUUGCUUGGGGCAUCAAUUUGGGGAAGGGCACACUGGUGUGGUACAAUUGAUCGACUAUUUUGAGCACCAUGGACCAAACGGGAGGCACGUCUGUAUGGUCUUCGAGCCUAUGGGACCAAACGUCCUGGCAGUUAUUAAGAGGUACUCUUUGUUUGACAGAGAGAUCAGCGAAUCAACAACAGAGCUUUAUAAAAAGUGAACGAGUCAAUCAUCUCGGUUCCAACAUUUUUUUAGCGAUUUAGUUGCCUAGUAGGCGUAGAGAAAGCUCCGAUGAAUAUUGCUCCUCACACUACAAAACCAAAUAUAAUUUUCAAAAAAAAUCAAAACGGUAGUUUCGAAAAUUAUGACUCGGACACUAUAAUACCAAUAAACGUCUACAACCAAGAACAACGUAUCAAUACCAGGUAUCAGUUCAAGGGCGUCCCGAUUGACUUAGUUCGAAAAAUAACGGCACACACGUUGAUCGGGUUGGAUUAUCUGCACCGAGUAUGUGGGAUUAUCCACACGGACUUGAAGCCAGAGAAUGUGCUGUAUGAAGAGAUGUUACUUCAGUAUUUAUAGGCGGAUUUGAUCAAUCUAGGAAACGUCUUUUAUGUCGGUCUUUUAUGUUGACCUUAAACUUAUCUUUCUUUGUCUCUUUCUGUUUCUUGCUUUCACUACUACAUCCUCAAGAUGGAGUUUUACAGCAAAGAUCUCCUAUUCUAAUCCCGAGUCCAACUCUAUUAUAGUGCGAAUAAAGUCGAUAGAGUGACAGCGUAAAGAAGAAAGACAGUGAGAGGUAGGAAACUAAAGAGGUAGCACAGAAAACAAAGAGGUAGGAAAAAAUUAGAACUAUCUGAAGUGAAUUAUUUAUCAUCCUUUCGGAAGCAGACCUUAGAUUAGGUCAGCUCUUUCUUUUUCUCCUAAUCUGGAGUCCAAUGCCCGCACGGCAUUCCAGUCGACAAGACGGGGCAGCCGCUGAUAGCGGCAGAUAUGAUUCGGAAAAACAAAACAAAGCUCUUCCUCGAGAACGACUCGCUGUCAUACAAGAACCUGAGCAAGAGUCAAAAGCGAAGGCUAAGGGCGAAGGAGAAGAAAGCAGAAGAAGCAAAUGCACAAACUUAUGUCAGAAGUGAGGAUGUUGAGACUUCUUGAUGUAAGUAGCUGGCGUAGAAUUUGAACUGGUCCUAAUCUAAAACCCCUCCUUUCAUUUCCCCGUAGAAAGGAAGAUCCUGGAGCCACCACCGUAUGUGAAGGGGAUGCUGAAGCCGAGUAGGUCUGAUCCGACGCUCUUGUCCAGCUACGCGGAAGCGGAAAACUUGAUGGUCAGAGCACCUUAUCAUCAUCAUUUAGCACAGCUUUGUCAGCCUAAACCAGCUGCAGAUACAAAGAAGGUGCCGAAAGAUAAGAGGAAUGGUAUCGAUCAUUCUAGUAGUAGUACUAGAUAUAUAAUACCACUUGCGAAAGUAGUAGCAAUAACUGUGAAAGUAGUAUGAUAUAUUCUUCAAUAUAUCGGAGUAGGAUCAAUAAUUCUUCAAUACACAGCAGUUGCACUAGACUCUGUAGGAGAUAGCUGUUUAUCGAAGAAUCUUGUUUGCGCGGGUACAGCUUUUCAUUUAUGACAGGUUGUUCCCCACUUCUAUGAAUAAAUGUACUUAGACAUAAUUCUUUUCUUUUCUCGUCGCUCCUUACAAACACAGAUUUAAGUAAGCUCUUCUCUCUCAUCACCACUACAGAUAAACACUUGUCAACCCCGGAUCCAGAGGAAAUUAGAGAAAAAUGCGAACUGGUGAAGGGAUUAGAUCUCUUCCUGCAUGACGAUGUUGUGUACUGAUUUUUGUUAUAUGUUUCUACUUUGAUUGGGCCCAAUGUGCAAGAUCCAUAACAAUUGUUGUGAUAUGUUUCUACUUUGAUUGGGCUAACCUAGCAUCCACAGGAAGAAUGAGGCGUAUUAAAGAAGGCUUAGUAGUCUAGUUGUACUCGAGUUUUCUCAGACUCAGAAGAUGCAUUCUAGUCUAGCAAACGAGAUUCUACGACUAAGACAGAUUGACAGACACCACGACCUAACCUAACCUAUCAUCUACUUGAAGAGCAUGCAUAGUACAACAGCUUCCGAAUCAAAGGCUUUAUGAAAGUCUUUUUGGAAACUUUUUUGAACAAAUCUAGCACGUAGCUCUCAAAAUCAAACUACUCACACAAACCAAUACCUCCAAUCCUACCACCACUCUCCAGAUACAAAGUCGUCGACCUCGGCAAUGCUUGUUGGACACAUACGCAUUUCUCGGAUGAUAUACAGACCAGGCAAUAUCGUAGUCCAGAGGUCAUGAUAGGUUCCGGCUACGAUACUUCCUCCGAUAUUUGGAGUCUGGCGUGCAUGACCUUCGAGCUUUUGACAGGUGACUACCUAUUCGACCCAAAGCCGAGUGACGAAUACCCGAGGGAUGAAGGUAAUAGAUUGCGAUUUUUGUUUGCAGGAAGGUUGGGCUCCACCACAAAAAUUAGAGCUUGCAGGAACUGUCUUACAACAGAGGAGAAAACGUUGUUUUGGAGAAACCUCCCAGGAAAUUUUUGUGUCAACUGCACUUAUCUUUUGCCAGAUCACCUCGCUCUCUGUGUUGAAUUGUUGGGUAAAAUCCCAACUGAGAUGAUACAGAAGGGUCGCAACGGUAGAACGUACUUCAAUCGCGCUGGAGACUUAAGACAUAUCAAAACUUUGCGCUACUGGGGUAUAGAAGAGGUGCUGAACCAGAAAUACAACGUCAACAUUAUGGAGGCGAGGAAUUUAGCGAGCUUCCUCAUACCUAUGCUGCAGUUGAGUCCGUCGGAGAGGUAAGAGUAUUUUUGGAGUAAUGAAAAGUAGAGAAAAAGAGGAGACGCUGAUGCAACUAAUUAACUAUCUUAUACCCCGUGAGUGGGUACAUCUAUCUAUCUAUUGCGUGUUAUACAUCUCAUCUUCCGAGGCCCUUGUACUCUUUUCCUAUUGAAAAUUCAACAUCUAAAAACAUUCUUCACUUCAGUUCCCCAAGAAUCUUCUUCACUUCUACCCUACUCAUUCCAUUCCAUGAUUGGCCUUUCCCACCUGAUCACACCCGGCCCCCUCUCAACCUCAGAGUAAACGCCCCCGAGCAGCAUUUUCAUUUCCCACACAAAAACAGGGUGAACGCCGAGCAGCAUUUGUCUCACCCUUGGCUAAGGGGAUUGCCGAGUCCGAUGCUGGAUGCGCACUUUCCGCCCAACCCUGUGAGACCGGGAAUGACAGGGCAGGAGAAGCUAGCGUACCAGGAUCAGGAGGAAUUUCGGAAACAAGCGUUUUUGUUGCAUUAUGAUGGGGCAUUUAAGUGCUAGAACAAGCAGCUCCCCCGGGAGCUGCUAGAACUGCUAGAACGGUCAUCAUCCCCAUCAAGAACUGGUAGAACAAGUACAGGAAAGAAGUGUUGCUACUUGCAUUCAGGAGUCUGUCUUAAAAACAGAGAUUUGCACUGAAAUCGCUUAGAAGCAGAGCUACUAAAUACAGAUUGAAGCUUUUCAGCAACUUUUUAGCUCCUUCUAACAUCCAGCCGAAGAGCGGAGAAAUGCAGUAGACGCCGGUGGGAGCGCGCAAGGGUUCCUCCCGCUUGGCGAAGGAGCUACCACCACAACUGUUUAUGAGAUCUUCAGUGAUGUGUCAUUUUACCCUCAAAAACAAGAUUGACGACUACUACUACCUAUUCUGUCUUUUAGCAAUUAUCAGUGUGUCACAUUUUACUCAUUUCAGUUUUCUUCAUUCAAUUUAUUUACGUUAUUGGGGAAUUGACUGACGAUCUUCAAGAGACCAAUACAAUUGGCUUAGAUGAUUCACUGACGAUCAAGAGAGGAAUAUGUUCCCAUCAUCAACAUCAGCUCCUCAUUUUCAAUCCUCAAGGGUCUCUUUCAUUGCACAGAGCAGAGCGCUGAAGUAGCGGUGACUUCGCUGAUGCAGGCUGAGAAGAGUUCGUCUUCGUUAGCUGGUGGGGCUUUAGGAGGCCCAGAGGUGGAACAGGAGGUAGAGGAGUGAGGCUAAGGGCGGAGCUUCCACUGGGUACGGGGUUUCACAGGGACACAAGAUUCUGUACUAUAUACCAAAUCGAGGUCUACUGAAUCAUAAUCUUUUUCGUAUUUUCGUUCUGUAGAAUCUCACAUUCAUACUAUUUUUAGAAAACGAUCAGGCAUUGUGAUUAGUGCUGCUCAAAACUGCAACAUAGGCCUUAUUCAAAAUUGUACAAUCAGGGUGGGCUAGUAAGAUAACUCGGAUGAUGAUGAAAUGCAUUGAUAAUUCGUGUUUCUCGAUGUAUUUGAUGUUAUGUGUUACUACAGUAGAGCUGUUCAUUUUGCCCAAUUACUGCCCCUACUACGCUCCCUAGAGAUUCCUAAUUGACAGAGAAUUCCUGCAAAAACCUAUGCAGGAGCUGUUGCAAUUCAAGAGUUAUCUUCUGCGCAAGGAAGUACACUAACCGUUAUUCUCACGAAGACACAAAUGUGCUAAGAAACGUUAUUAAUACCGUACGUCUGAUGAUUUGAUGCAUCCUGCAAGAACGGUAUUAAGAAGUCCUUUUUAUAGUACUCUAUACUUUUUUCAUCGACAAACAAUGAAUUACAACCAUCUACUCAGUCGGGCGAACUUAUUUCAUCUCUUUUUUUUCUUUUUUGACGACCCUAUCUAUGUAUACAACGCUUUAAAAUCAAAGAACUAUUUUGAUAACCGAGAUACAAUGCGCCUUCAACAACGACCGCUACUGAAAUAUCUAGUAUCUUCGAAUCUUCCUCCAAGACGAAAUGUUGUAUAAUGCACAAAGAAUUUGUCUAAGUCUUUUUUUCGAGAAUUUUUGAUCAUUUCAUCUGAAUGAGUAUCCGAAUAUUGGGUUUGGGUUGUUUGCUUCCCACCCUCCGAACAAGAUUAUUCAAACUGAUCAUCCAAGAGGAGCGGAAGGACUUUCCGCAGCUUCUUGUGACCAAGCAAGAAAAAUCAUUGAUUUACUGUGCUGUUUCUCUUUCUACUUUCUUGAAAACAAGAGGAUCAAAGAGUGCCUUUAUCUCCUGUGGAGAGAGGUAAGUCUUUGUCUCCGCACAGCCCACAGAGGCUCGCUGUAGGUGUAGCACAGCCG
Messenger RNA from Amoebophrya sp. A25, 7974 nucleotides. The record is from the annotation of a GenBank genome assembly. Lineage: Eukaryota; Dinophyceae; Syndiniales; Amoebophryaceae.